ACCGACCGUUUCUCAUAUAAAACCCCCAUAUCUCCCUCACCAACAUACAUAUAUACCUUUAUAACACCCAAACAAAGAUAUCAACAAGUCACAACACAGGAACAAUGAAGUUAGUUUGGUCUCCGGAGACAGCCUCUAAAGCUUAUAUCGACACUGUUAAUUCUUGCAAGAUAUUUCAAGAUUCGAGCGUAGCGGAGCUCAUCUCGGCGAUGGCUGCCGGAUGGAACGCAAAACUAACGGUGGAGACAUGGUCCCGAGGCGGCGCAAUAGCAACUAGCAUUGGUUUAGCCAUCGCAAGCCACCACACAAACGGGAGACACGUUUGUAUCGUCCCAGACAAUCUCUCAAGAACCGAGUAUCUCAAAGCCAUGAAAAUCUCCGGCUUAGCCCCGGAAAUCAUCGUGGGAGACCCCGAAGAAGCGUUUCAAACACUGCAAGGCAUUGAUUUCUUGGUAAUAAAUUGUGAAAUAGACAAUCCGUCGAGAAUACUCAAGGUGGUCAAGUUAGGCCACAGGGGUGCAGUGUUGGUCUCGAAGAAUGUGACGAGUACGAUGAGAUCGCCGUCGUCGGAGUUCAGGUGGCGUGGGGUGGUGGAAGGAGGUUCGCGGCUGGUCCGGUCGGUGAUCUUGCCGGUGGGGGAGGGGCUGGAUAUAGCGCAUGUUGGGGCGGUGAGAAGCUCCGGGAAUAAAGUUGAAAGCAGGUGGAUUAGACGGUUUGAUAGACAAUCUGGUGAGGAGUUUGUAUUUAGGAAAUAAAUUCUCGAAACUUGUCAACCUUUUUUUUUGUCAGCUCGUGUAAAUUGGUAGUAAUGGAUUUGUUUUUUUUUUUCU
Molecule: messenger RNA, 830 nt
Organism: Daucus carota subsp. sativus
Lineage: Eukaryota; Viridiplantae; Streptophyta; Magnoliopsida; Apiales; Apiaceae
Exons: 2
Coding region: 105-755 (216 amino acids)
Source: RefSeq, a predicted model, not a curated record